Molecule: messenger RNA, 1782 nt
Organism: Lepus europaeus (European hare)
Lineage: Eukaryota; Metazoa; Chordata; Mammalia; Lagomorpha; Leporidae
Gene: GARIN3
Product: golgi associated RAB2B interactor family member 3
Exons: 2
Coding region: 4-1782 (592 amino acids)
Cellular component (GO): nucleus
Source: RefSeq, a predicted model, not a curated record
AGAAUGAAGAGAACAAUGAGCAGUGAAUCUUUGUUACCCUAUUACACAGCUCACAGCUACCGCUCGAUGGGUGUAUUCAAUACCUCCAUGGGAGACCUGCAACGGCAACUGUACAAGGGAGGAGAGUAUGACAUCUUCAAGUAUGCACCCAUGUUUGAGAGCGACUUCAUCCAGAUCAGCAAGAAAGGAGAGGUGAUUGAUGUCCACAACCGUGUCCGCAUGGUGACGGUGUGCAUCGCUUCCACCAGCCCCAUCCUCCCACUCCCUGACGUCAUGCUGCUGGCACGGCCAACUAAAGUCUGCGAGGAGCAUGCCAAACAGGGCCGGUUCACCAAGAACAAGGGCCGCAAGCCUGCAAAGACGCUAGAGCUAACGAGGCUGCUUCCCUUGAAGUUUGUCAAGAUCUCCAUCCACGAUCGUGAGAAGCAGCAGCUGCGUCUGAAGCUGGCCACAGGCCGGACCUUCUAUCUACAACUCUGUCCCUCUUCGGAUGCACGAGAAGACCUCUUCUGCUACUGGGAGAAACUUGUCUACCUGCUGAGGCCACCAGCGGAGAGCUGCAGCAGUACCCCUACACUUCAAACUGGGGAUGCCACCACCAUAGAUGAUGACAAAAGCCUUGUGGCUUCAGAGCUUCGUGGAACAGGGAGCCCGGAUGGUGGCAUUCACAAGCUUCGGGAGGUAUCUGCAGCCACCUCUUCCGCUUAUGUUGGGGGAGAGGGCAUCCAGGUUGCUACAGCGUCUGCAACCACAAGCACUUCAGGGGCUGCGGAAGGAGCAGCAGGAACAGCUGGUGGCCUGGCAGCUGCAGGGGCAGCAACAGGCAGCACAGCAGGUGCAGCAGUAGCAGGGGCAGCAGCGUGUCCUACAGCAGGUGCUGUGAGCCUGGCAACAACCAAGUCCACAGGCUCAGGUCAGGUCACCACGGCCCUGGCAGGGACAGCCAACAGUGAUCCAGGAGAAGGUGGAACCAGCAAGGCCGUGGCAGGUGCUGCCAGUAUAACCUCUGAUGGCAUGAAUGUGGUCAUUGUAGGGGCCGCAAGCACCACCUCCUCAGCAGUUAAUUCCCCAGGGGCUUCCAGUGUCUCCCCAGAAAGCAGUCUGAGUGUGGUGUUUGCAAGCACUGUGAUGACCAACGUGCCUACAGCAGAAAAGAAGGAAGGACCAUUGCCCCCCCUCGUAUCAACCUUGCAGAGCGAGGGCUACAUGUGUGAACGUGACGGAAGCCAGAAGAUUUCCAAGACCCAUGCUGAAGUCCGCAAGGAAAGAAAGGAAAGAGACAAAAAGAACAGAAAUACCAGCCGGAAAAGUUCCCGUCACCGCAGGACAGGUGAAGGUCACCACAGGACAGGAGGCGACAAGAACCGGAAGUCUUCCUCACACCGGUCUGUAUCUGGCCGCGCCAGAGAUGACAAAAAAGGGCAGGGCAACGUAAGGAGCAGAGGACACGGCUCUCACAAAAGCGCCAGCCACAGCCCCACCACGAGGGAGUCCAGGACGGCUCACAAACUGGGGAAGAGCCGAUCUGCAACCACAUCAAGUUCUGUAAGUAAGAAGAGCAGUAAAAUCGGCUCUUUCUUGAGGAGCUUCAGAGCCAUCCCUGGCUCAAAAAUGGCAGACACGUCGCACGACAGAGAAGUAGACAUCAUGGCUAAGACAGUGGAGAAGCACAACAUAGAGGCCAAGGUGGAGAAGGACAAGGACGGCCAGGAGCUAGGGAUCACUGGUACCAUGACAUCCGAGACGACAGAGACUAUAAUCUUUGAAGCCAAAUCCAUUUAA